UGCUAAAGAAGUCCGAGCCAGCAAAGGAUGAAACGGUGAUGAGGACAUGACCGAAUGGAGACAUCCAAUUGUAUAACUUACUGUCGCCUUUCUGAUAAGGCUUCGUUGGCCCCCACCCUUCACGUACUUAUAUAACUAAUAUGGAAGGAGCAUUAACUUUCCGCCUCUAGACAAAUUGGAUUUGCUCUCGAAUCUAGGGAAGAACAAGCAGUUAAGACCUCCUGAAUAUCAGCUUUAUUCAUUCUGUGGUGUAUAUGCACGAAAAUGCCCGUUCUAGAGAAACACAAGGCGGAACAAGAAAAGUCCAAAGUGCAUAGGGAGAAUUACGUGUUUCCAAAGCUGCCUGUGCCACCUUUACAACAGACCUUGGACAUGUACCUGAAAUGUAUGAAACACCUGGUUACAGAAGAGCAAUUCAGAAAAACCAAAGCUAUCGUUGAGAAGUUUGCUGCUUCUGGAGGUCUGGGAGAAAUUUUACAGCAAAGGCUACUGGAAAGACGAGAGAAAACAAAAAACUGGGUGUAUGAUUAUUGGCUUGAGGACAUGUACUUGAAUAACAGAUUACCACUACCUGUCAAUUCCAGCCCUGCUAUGGUCUUUCCACAUCAGAAUUUCCACAAUCAGAGUGAUCAUCUCAGGUUUGCUGCACAUCUUAUAUCAGGAGUCUUAGAUUAUAAAGCACUAUUAGAUGCACAUGCCUUACCACCUGACUGUGCACGUGGGCAGCUAGCCGGCACUCCACUUUGCAUGGAGCAAUAUUACAGACUCUUCUCCUCCUAUCGCCUUCCUGGUUGCAAGAAAGAUACGCUAGUAGCUCAGAAGAGCAGCAUUAUGCCAGAGCCAGAACAUGUCAUUAUUGCUUGCAAAAACCAGUUUUUUGUUCUAGAUGUUGUGAUCAAUUUCCGACGUCUCAAUGAAUCAGAUUUAUUUACCCAGCUGGAAAAAAUAGUUAAAAUGGCAGCAAAUGAACAAGAGCGACUCCCACCAAUUGGUCUGUUAACAGCAGAUGGAAGAAAUGAAUGGGCUAAAGCAAGAGAAGUUAUCAUGAAAGACUCCACCAAUCGUGACUCACUAGAUAUGAUUGAAAGAUGCAUAUGUCUGGUAUGUUUAGAUGAACCUACUAUGCUUGAACCUGCCGACACUAACCGAGCUCUGCAGAUGCUGCAUGGAGGAGGAGUUGAUAAAAACAGUGGCAAUCGCUGGUAUGAUAAACCAAUGCAGUUUAUUGUAGGAAUGGAUGGUGCCUGUGGUGUCGUGUGUGAGCACUCACCAUUUGAAGGCAUUGUGUUGGUACAGUGCAGUGAACAUCUGUUAAAAUACAUGAGAAGAAGCCCUGCUAAGCUUGUGAGAGCUGCAAGUGUCAGUGAAUUGUCUGCUCCAAGGCGACUUCGUUGGAAAUGUUCACCUGAAAUCCAGGGACUUUUAGCUUCAUCGGUAGACAAAUUGCAAAGUUUAGUGAGGAAUCUCGACUUAAAUGUUUACAAGUUUAAAGUCUAUGGAAAAGAAUUUAUAAAAGAGCAAAAAAUGAGUCCUGAUGCUUACAUUCAAGUUGCUCUUCAGCUGGCAUUUUACAGAUGCCAUAGAAGGCAGGUUUGUACUUAUGAAAGUGCUUCUACUCGACGUUUUCAAGAUGGAAGAGUUGAUAACAUCCGAUCAGCUACUAUUGAAGCAUUUGAAUUUGUUAAAGCAAUGACGGAGGGGAAAUCUUCAUUACCGGACUCUGAGAAAAUGCAGAAGCUGUGGAGUGCAAUUAAUGCUCAGACUAAUCACACUGUCCUUGCAAUAACAGGAAUGGCCAUUGACAACCACCUACUUGGACUUAGAGAAAUUGCACUUGAAAUGAAAAUGGAGAAGCCAGAAAUAUUUACAGAUGAAACCUACAUGAUCAGCAAUCACUUCAUUUUGUCAACUAGCCAAGUUCCAACGACAGUAGAGAUGUUCUGCUGCUAUGGUCCUGUGGUUCCCAAUGGGUACGGUGCUUGCUACAAUCCACAGUCAGAUCAUAUCAUAUUUUGCAUUUCAAGUUUCAGAGAUUGUAAAGAAACGUGUUCUACGACAUUUGCAAAAGCGAUGGAAGAGGGUCUUCUCGACAUGCGAGAUUUGUGUAUCAAAUUUAACACCCCUAAGAAAGCAUCUGUCAGUGAGGGUUCAGCAAAACAAGGAAAGCAAGAAAAACCUGGAAGCAAGCCAUAAAGGAGUAGAAAACAUAUUGAUUUCAGAGGCCUAACCUUUGAAAUUGAGAAAGGCUAUGCUGAAUUGUGUUGCAAUGCAUUACAUCAUAAUGUGUUCUUAUUUCUGGUAUAGAUAAAACAAAAC
This is a messenger RNA of Polypterus senegalus (gray bichir), 2316 nucleotides long. RefSeq names its product choline O-acetyltransferase a (gene chata). Gene Ontology annotation, molecular function: choline O-acetyltransferase activity. Lineage: Eukaryota; Metazoa; Chordata; Cladistia; Polypteriformes; Polypteridae. Gene Ontology annotation, cellular component: neuron projection; cytoplasm. The record is from RefSeq and is a predicted model, not a curated record. Gene Ontology annotation, biological process: acetylcholine biosynthetic process; neuromuscular synaptic transmission. The transcript is spliced from 15 exons. The coding region runs from base 265 to 2193 and encodes 642 amino acids.